This is a messenger RNA of Orycteropus afer afer, 1581 nucleotides long. RefSeq names its product oxidative stress responsive serine rich 1 (gene OSER1). The record is from RefSeq and is a predicted model, not a curated record. Lineage: Eukaryota; Metazoa; Chordata; Mammalia; Tubulidentata; Orycteropodidae. Gene Ontology annotation, biological process: cellular response to hydrogen peroxide.
GGGGUGCCAGCCUCAGGUUUGCAUCCGGGUCAGUCAGGCGCCGCGAUUCGGGAGAGACGAUCUGAACUGACCGCACCGGAUCACAAGAGCGCCCCAGCUGCGAGGAGUAUUAACGGGAACAUCCAUAGUAGUGUGAAAGCUUUCACAAUGAAAUCUGAAGCCAAGGAUGGAGAGGAAGAGAGUCUACAAACCGCUUUCAAGAAGUUAAGAGUGGAUGCAUCAGGGUCCAUAGCAUCUCUGUCUGUUGGAGAAGGCACAAGUGUUAGAACAUCAGUCAGAACAGCUGCAGACGAUACCAAACCUAAAUCCACAUGUGCAUCCAAAGACAGUUGGCAUGGGUCUACAAGGAAGUCUUCACGAGGAGCAGUGAGAACGCAGCGUCGUCGACGUUCUAAAUCUCCUGUCCUUCAUCCUCCGAAGUUCAUACAUUGCAGUACAAUGGCUGCUGCUUCCAGCAACCAGCUAAAGCACAAAAGCCAGACUGACUCCCCUGAUGGCAGCAGUGGGCUGGGAAUCUUGACCCCUAAAGAGUUCAGUGCAGGAGAAUGUGCUCCGUCUCUUCCUGAUGCUAAUCCCACAGGGGCACUCGCUGAGCCUUUGAGAACUUCGGUUCCAGGGCUCCCAUCAGAGAUUAAAAAGGAAGACGACUCUGUUGCUACCCAAGUCUCCCAAGCAAGUCUCAAGGCCAAUGAUCUCUCUGACUUUCAGUCUGUUUCCAAGUUAAAUCAGGGCAAGCCAUGUGUGUGCGUAGGCAAGGAGUGCCAGUGUAAGAGAUGGCAUGACAUGGAAGUAUACUCCUUCUCAGGCCUGCAGAAUGUCCCACCCUUGGCCCCAGAACGAAGAUCCACGCUCGAGGACUACUCUCAGUCACUCCACACCAGAACUCUGUCGGGCUCUCCUCGCUCCUGUUCUGAGCAAGCACGAGUCUAUGUGGAUGAUGUGACCAUUGAGGACCUGUCAGGGUACAUGGAGUAUUACUUGUAUAUUCCCAAGAAAAUGUCCCACAUGGCAGAAAUGAUGUACACCUGAUAGCAAGAAGCUGAUUACUAUGCUUUAAACCAAUGAAAGGUGGUCAGAUUUCGUUAAUGGCAGACCUUGCGGCCACUUUGUGUGAGAAGACAUCUCCUUCUGCUCACUGUGCUUGCAAUAAAAAAAACAUUUCUUGGCAUCUCGGUUAAUCUUCAUUCUUUAAACUUACUUUCUGUGUUCUUACAUACCCAUCAAGGCAAGCAGAUCUUUAAAAAAAAAGUCUCUUAGAAAUGUUCUGGGAGAUGAAGAAAGCUUAAUUACUUGAGACUGGCAGCAGUGGGUAUAUGGUAAAAAAAAAAAAAAGCCUUUGUAAAACAGUAUAUUUUCCACAUCUGUUCAAGAUUUGGUGGGCAAGGAAAAUCAAAUGUGGUUUUGUAACUGAACUGAACAUUUGUCAUGCUGUAGUUGCUGGCCCAGAAUAUUAGAAGUUAAUGACUGAUUUAAACCGUCUCUGAUUUAAUGCAAGAUUUGUUGUCUUUAAAGGUUUCUUAUGUUAUUGUUAAGCCAGGGAUCUAAGGUUUAGAUUCAAUAUGAAUAAACUAGCUGCUUGCC